Molecule: messenger RNA, 1387 nt
Organism: Sycon ciliatum
Lineage: Eukaryota; Metazoa; Porifera; Calcarea; Leucosolenida; Sycettidae
Exons: 5
Coding region: 144-863 (239 amino acids)
Source: RefSeq, a predicted model, not a curated record
UGAUCAUCUAGUUCCGUUGGGGAGGAAUCAUUCUGGUAUAUCGUAGGCUACGAGCAGUCUGUGCAUUGUUUUCCGCCGCUUUUCGGUUUGCUAUAAGUACUUUCGUACACCCGAUCAAAACCCGCUGGACUAUCUAAGUCUCAAUGGAUUCUCACCUGAAAUUCGUGAUGGUGUUUGCUCUGGCUGCAGUGCUCAGCAACGCCAACGCUCGUCCUACCCGCCCAUUUCAGGGUGCGGAUCCGUGCGGCGAGCCUCCAUCACCAAAUCGCACUUCGUUACGCCAGUAUCUGGUCAUCGGUGAUUCGAUCAGCAUUGGAUACACACCCCAUCUAGUCCCUCACAUCAACACAACGUUUGAAGUACAGCACAUCCAUAUCAACGGUGGAAACUCGGACCGCGGCAAAACGUGUCUGACUCACUGGCUGGGCGAGAAUCACUGGGACUUCAUCAGCUACAACUUCGGCUUGCACGACAUCGCCCAUGACGCUGAGCAGCUCACUCUCCAGCAGUACACUGAGAACAUGGUGAACAUCACAGAGAGACUGAACAAUACAGGUGCAAAGCUGCUAUGGGUCGACACCACUCCCGUUCCGAAUGUAGCUGUCUCGCCUGAACGACAUGACAGUGACGUGAAGGCCUUCAAUGCUGCUGUUGCCUCUAUCCUCAGUAAGUACCAAAUUCCCACGGACGAUCUGUAUGGAUGGGUGGAGAAGAAAUGCGGCGAUGGUUACAGUUCCUGCCCGGGCAUUCAGCUUCCGAAAAAUGUUCACUACACGCCAGCAGGCUACGACUAUCUCGUAGAAAGUCUUCUCGUCUCAAUCCACACGAUCUUUCCACCACCACCACCCCCGCCGAGGCAUUGAGCCAUCGAGAUAUUUUCCACCGGUUUGUGUCUUUAUGUUCGUAUAACGUGUGCACAAGCCUGAUCGAACUAGAUAACAUGUUUUCCAGCAUUUUUGUUCCCUGAACGUUGUUUUUAGUACUCUUUACGGGCAUUCCCAAUAUCCUAUUAUGAUGUUUUCAUGUGACAUUCACAGAAUGACAUUAUUCUCUCACUGUCUUCUCACCAACAUCAUUUAUCGUAUUCGGCUUGGAGAAACGUGCCAGCAUCUUACACGACACAUUCUUAGUUUGACAUGGGGAUUCUCACUCUCCGUAUAGCGUGAAUUGAACCCGGUAGGCCUGCAGUAGUUUACUAAAGUCUUACAUUCCCCAACACCCCUCACAAGUGCUGGUACUAGUACUCUCCACACAUACACACAUUUAUUCCACAUAUUGUUUUCCUUCGCACUCUUCUCGUCACCUUCCUACAGCACCUCACGGCAUAUCUACUCAAUGUGGGCUUUUUUCUUUCACUUUGUUUUAAAAGUGUUACGCUUCACCCUAA